GUGUUUCUCGACUCAGAGACAAAAAAGCGAAUCGACGAUUAACAAUUUCCUGAAGGGAGGUGCUUCUUAUCACUCCCCAAAUCUCCAGUGCUCACCGGAGGACAGGACACUCUGGAGCUGCACGCACACAAUGGACUAAAGCUCCCUCAGAGAGAUCAACAUUAUCAGCUGUGAACCCCUCCGCUACAAGCGACUUUCUUUGAGUCCCUUUUUUUAGUCUCUGGACUUUCAGCUCUCUUCAGAUCCCCAGGUAUGAUUCAGAGGAAGGAGGUUGUGCUGUCUGUGCUUGGGGAGCUCCAGGAGGCCACAGAGAGCACUGGCCUGGACGCUCUGACAAGAGUGGCCCUGGAGGUGGACCAGAUCCUCACUCCCUUCCAGCUCCCCAGGACCCCCUGUCAGGAUUUCCCUGAGUGGGCAGGCGUGGAUGACACGGCUCAUGGCCUGUACCCAGCCGAUGCACCCGUGGACCUCCUGCCUCUAAACUGCAAAGGAGAGGGCAACGUACUGUUUGAUGCAGUUAGCAUGCUGCUAGUGGGCAACACUGGACUUAGUUUGGAGCUACAGGUCCGGACAGUAGUGGAAAUGGUGCUGUGGAAGAGAUACUACCUGUCUGGGAUGAUCGAUUCAAAAAUGAUGCUUCAGGCCGUUCGCUUCAGUCUCUGUGCUGAGGAGUCUGAGGAUAUGCUCAACCUGCCUGUAACAGUCUUGGAGGCCAUCUUUGAUGCAGAUGUCAAAGCAUCCUGCUUCCCUGGCUCCUACGCCAACAUGUGGCAUGUGUAUGCCCUGUCAUCAGUCCUACAGUUUAACAUCUACUCCAUCUACCCCAUGUUCAACCUCAAGAUCCGACCCUAUUUCAACCGUGUCAUACGUCCAAGGACCUGGCCUAAAGACUCUGAGACAUUAACCCUCCACAUCAUGUGGUCAGGCGAGCUGCAGUCUGAGUCUUUGUUCAGGCCGAAUCAUUUUGUGGCACUAGUCAAGACAAGUGACCUCACGUUCGGAAGCCCUGAUAGUGAGCAGAGGGAGUCGCCGAUCAAGAGCGAGGAACUGCUGAACCAGGACUCGCAACUUUCUUACCCAAGUCUGAAGGACAAGUACAACAUCACCAAGAGGACCUUCUACCGCUGGAAGAGGCAGACGCAGGAGCACUGCAAAAAGUCAGCAGCCAGGUACGAGGCAAAGUAUUUCUUGCAGGCCUGCUACUUGGAGGGCAAGCUCAUCCCUCUGCACCAGUUUAAAGAGUUUUUCCCUGAGAUCUCAAGGUCGUCUUACUACAACUGGAAGCAUGAGCUCCUGAAAUCCGGAGGAACCUUCUCCACCUCGUCGUCGACCGGGGAGAUUAGUCCUGGAGAGAGCACGGAACAGGAGGCUUGGUCUUCACCUGAAGCAAAGCAGGACGAGCCAGACCACCAUGACAGUGUGGCCAGUAUGUUUGGCCUCAGUCUCGGCAAGCUGGACCUGGAACGGGCCCAGAAUGUCGCUAAUAUGCAGGAAGCUAAGCGCUGUCUGCAAAAUUGCAUCGCCAUGAAUGCCUCCCUCCCCUUCAGGAUCUUCAAAAGAAAUUUCCCAGGGAUCUCCAGAUCAACCUAUUACAACUGGAGGAGAGAGGCCAUGCUGUUUAACGGGGGUUACAAAGGCAGUGUUGGCAGCAGUGAGGACAGCUCAGAUGCAGACAAGAGCCAAAGUCCAAAAAGUCUGUCUCCAGUCCUGCCUAACGCCAACCAGCCUGUCGUGGCCAGAAUGAGGAUCUGCGGGCGAAAACACAGAAGUUUCAGGCUGGCAUACACAAGUAAAAAACAGCUCCGAGAUGCUGCAAAGCUGUAUGUCCAGAGGUCCAAAUGGUCCCUGACAAAGUUCAAGCUCAAGUUCCCUUCCAUGUCCCCUUGUUUCUACUGGCUGUGGCGUAAUGGUCAGAACCACAAGAAGAAGAUGGUCACGCAGAGUGCAGUGAUCAACCUCCCCGAGAGUCUGGAGAACACUUCUACAGAAAACAAGAUUAUGGAGAGGAGGAUGGAUAGUCAGCAUGUGCUCCCAUUUGUUGAGAGUCCUAAAUAUCUAGAAAGUUCCCUCAUGCCCUCCUUUAAUGCCCCACAUUCAAAGCACACCAUUCAAGGCAAGGCACCCAUAGAUGAGCAGAUGUUUGCGAUGGAUGUUGUGGCUCUGGCCAACUUCAAGGCCAAGGCCAAGUUGUUCCUGCAGCAACGCUUUGAGGAGAAAUCCUUCCCCACAUUUAAAGAAUUCAGGUCUUACUUCCCCUUCACGCCACGCUCGACGUACUACAUGUGGAAGCGAGCUUUGCAUCAUGGGGUGUCACUGGUUCAUGGGUAAAUGUACGACGCUUUUAUCUCAUUUAAAAAUGGGCUUUCAGGAGCAACAUGAGAGCUCUGUUAAAGAACUUCUUGGCCCCAAAAACUUCACAUUCUUCCCUCUGCCUGUGCAUUUUAUUCUAAACAUACUACCUACACAUUGUUGACCUCGUGUUUUCAUGUUCUAAAAGACUGUUAAGUACACUGGCUUAGCAUCUAAAUGCAUUGUGUCCUUCCUCUGCCCCACCACCACAGCUCAUUCCUCCCUCGCGGACAUUUGCACGUGUGUGAAAAGAAACUGAGUCGUGGAUCCGUUUAAACCCUGCAUGUUGCCCUCCAGGCAACAGGCAGUUCAAAGCUGUUGUUUAGUGGCAUUUUGUUUGAAGCCGUUUCUCCUCCAUUCCCUUCUAAUCCUUGCUAAGCGUUGUACUUGGGGUUCUUUAUUUUUUCAGUUUUCAUUGUAGUAAGAUGUUAAUGCUUAAAUGUAUGCUUUUUUGUUGAUGCAUGUAAUAUUGAUCAGGGAGAUUCCUGGUGGUUUAAUGUGUGUUUUUUUUUUUUUUUUUUUUUUUUUUUUUUU
Messenger RNA from Siniperca chuatsi (mandarin fish), 2883 nucleotides. RefSeq names its product vertebrae development associated (gene vrtn). Gene Ontology annotation, cellular component: chromatin. The transcript has 3 exons. Gene Ontology annotation, biological process: regulation of transcription by RNA polymerase II. Lineage: Eukaryota; Metazoa; Chordata; Actinopteri; Centrarchiformes; Sinipercidae. The coding region runs from base 253 to 2328 and encodes 691 amino acids. The record is from RefSeq and is a predicted model, not a curated record.